GUGUGCGCAGGGUGGGUACAUGGCUGCCAAGGUGUCCAAGCUGGAUGAGCAGUUUAAGCUGGACGUUCCGAGAGAGAAGCUGAAAGAUGGAGCCUGCUCCAGCAUCUUCACUGGGGUGGCCAUCUAUGUCAAAGGGUACACAGAGCCCAGUGUGGACGAGCUGCGCAGGCUGAUGAUGCUGCAUGGGGGUCAGUUCCACGUGUACUACUCCCACUCUAACACCACCCACAUCAUCGCUACCAACCUGCCCAACAGUAAGAUACAGGAGCUGAGGGACCAGAAGGUGGUCCGGCCGGAGUGGAUCACUGACAGUAUCAAGGCUGGCCAUCUCCUGUCCUACCUGCAGUACCAGCUCUAUGCCAAGCAAAAAGGCCUGAGCUUCCCCAGUGUGUCUGUUCACCAGGGCCAAGAGCCUGCAGGACCCCUCCAUGGGCACCUCCUACCCAGCCACAGCCUCCCUUUACCCAGCCUCAAUAACCACAACCCAGCCCCUAGCCGUGGGCAGCCCCUAUCCAGGCACCACACUCCUACAUCCAGCCACAGUCAUGUACACAUAGACAAUCUCCUCGACCAGCCCAACCAGUAUAACCCGCUAGCUGGCGACCUCAACCCCCAGCCCAGCCACUCGCUCCCCCUCCCCAGUCACCUCAACCCUCAGUCCAGACACUUUAGCCCAGGACACUGCUUUCUCAGCCCCUACUCCUCCAAUCACCUCUACUCUGACCCAGGACACAUCCCCCACCACCCACCCAGCCAAGGGCAGCCCAAGCCAGGCUGCAUCCGGCCUCUUGCUCCAGCCGACACCCACUCACAGACCCCCGGUCCCGUCCCAGCUCACCCCAGCCAUGAGCACUCUAAACCUGGGCACGCACAACCUCAGUCCAGCCUCUCCUUCUCCAACCACCUCCAGCACAGCUACCGGGAUCUGGACUUCAGACUAAACGGAUCAUUACUGACCUAUGACAAGACGAGGACCGCCCAAAUAAACUGGGUGCAAGAGGGGGGCGGUGAGGACCCCUGUCCUGUCAGACCCACCAGAGGGGCAACGGACCCCCCUCUGACCAAUGGUCACGCCCACCCUGUGAAUGGUGCCUUAAAGCCUCUGGAUCUCUCCCCCAACCCCACACGACCCACAGACACCCCCCUGAACCCUGACAGGAAGUCCACGGGGGGGUCUGGGUCCCUGCAUCCUGCCAGCCCCCUAUCCAACUCCCCUUUGAAAUCUGACCCCCCCAAACUUCUCAACAGCCCCCCCAGGAACCCAACCCCUCCCCCUGUGUCUCACCACAGACACCACGAACAACUGGCCAAUGAACAGAGACUCAAACCCCCGCCGCCCACCUAUCAGGAGGCGACGGCUGCCUUGGCGUCCCGCCCCCUCAUUCUCCCACCUCCGAAGCCCCGUCAAUCAGAUUCCCCUCCUGAGAAACCCCUCCCCCUUGAUAACCCAAACCGCUCCCCUUCCCCUGUCCGUCUGAAUGGCAGUCACCACAAUGCCUUUACUCCUAACCCCGCCCCUCUUGAAACCAACAACUUAUCAGCUAUUCCCUCAAAUCCCGCCCCUCCAGACAGCGACCACCAAUCAGCACUGGCGAAGACAGGGGGGAUCAUCUCAGAGUUCUACUCCCACUCUCGUCUACAUCACAUCUCCACGUGGAGGAGUGAGUUCUCUGAGUAUGUCAACACGCUGCAGAGCAGGAGGAGGUCCACAGGGGGCGCCACAUUCCCCGGGAGAGACAGGCUCAAACGCCAGAGGAGAGAGGGUUCGUCAGCUGCUCCUGGCCCUCAGUCCUGUAUCCUGCAUGUGGACAUGGACUGUUUCUUUGUCUCUGUGGGGAUCAGACACCGGCCCGACCUCAAAGGCAUGCACGCUCACACACACACACACCACCUCGGCCCCCAGCCCAGCCAACUCGGCUCUCAGUCCAGGCACCUCACUCUAGGACCCAGCCUCCUCGGCCCCUUUUCCUCCAACCACCUUUACUCUGACCCAGGGCACAUCACCCACCACCCACCCAGCCACGGGCAACCCAAGUUAGACUGCAUCCAUCCUCCUCCUUCAGCCUACACCCACCCACAGACCCCUGGUCCCGUCCCUGCAAACCCCAGCCAUGAGCACUCUAAACCUGGACAGGCACAACCUCCUUCCGUCCUCUGCAUCUCCAGUCACCUUCAGCACAACUACCGGGAGCUGGACUUCAGACUGAAUGGAUCAUUACUGACCUCUUAUGAAAAGACUCGGAGCGUCAAAAUGAACGGGGUCCAAGAGUUGGGUGGUGAGGACCCCUGUCCUGUCAGAACUCCCAGAGGGGUGAAGGACCCCUGUCCUGUCAGAACUCCCAGAGGGGUGAAGGACCCCUGUCCUGUCAGAACUCCCAGAGGGGUGAAGGACCCCACUCUGACCAACGGUCACGCCCAUCCUGUGAAUGGUGCCAUAAAGUCUCUGGACCUCUCCCUAAACCCCACACGACCCACACCCACUCCAGACAGGGGCCUAUCAGCCAACACCUUUCCUUCUAACCCCACCCCCCUGGAAACCAACAGCCUAUCAGCCAACACCUUUCCUUCUAACCCCACCCUCCUGGAAACCAACAGCCUAUCAGCCAACACCUUUCCUUCUAACCCCACCCCCCUGGAAACCAACAGCCUAUCAGCCAACCCCAUUCCCUCAAACUACGCUCCUCCGCACCACGACCAACAAUCAGCAAAGGUGAAGACCGGGGGGAUCAUCGCAGAGUUUUACUGCCACUCUCGUUUACACCACAUCUCCACGUGGAGGAGUGAGUUCUCUGAGUAUGUCAACACGCUGCAGAGCAGGAGGAGGGCCACAGGGGGCGCCACCUUCCCCGGGAGAGACAGGCUCAGACGCCAGAGGAGAGAGGGUUUGUCAGCUGCUCCUGGCCCUCAGUCCUGUAUCCUGCAUGUGGACAUGGACUGUUUCUUUGUCUCCGUGGGGAUCAGACACAGACCAGACCUCAAAGGGAAGUCUGUAGCGGUGACCAGUAACCGUGGUCCAGGCAGAGUGGCCCAGAGGCCUGGUGUUGACCACCAGCUGGAGCUGCAGUACUACCAGAAAAAAUACUCCUAUCCAGCUGUGUCAGAGAGGAAGGAUGGGGACCUGGAGGAAAUGACAUCAUCAGAGACGGAGAGUCACAUCUCCCAUGGCAACAGUGUUGACCAGGAUACUGCUGCCCUCUCUAUGGCUGAGAUCGCCUCCUGUAGCUAUGAGGCCAGGCUGGCGGGGGUGAGGAACGGUAUGUUUUUUGGCCAGGCCAAACAACUGUGUCCCUCCCUGCAGUCUGUCCCUUAUGACUUCCAGGCCUACAAGAAGGUAUCCCUGGCCAUGUACGAGACCCUCGCCAGUUAUUCUCACGACAUCGAGGCCCUGAGUUGUGACGAGGCGUUGGUGGAUAGCUCUGCCCUGCUGGCUGAGUUGAGUGUUACACCAGAUGAACUUGCCAGUGCCAUCCGGGCAGACGUCAGGGAGAGGACUGGGUGCUCCGCCUCAGUGGGCAUGGGGUCCAACAUCCUGUUGGCGAGAAUGGCUACCCGGAAGGCUAAGCCGAACGGACAGUACCUCCUGAGGUCAGAGGAAGUGGAUGACUUCAUCAGGGACCAGACGGUGACCAGCCUACCAGGUGUGGGCCGUUCUAUGGGUGGUAAACUAGCAUCUCUGGGUGUGAGGUCAUGCGGGGACCUGCAGCAGGUGUCUCUGCAGCGGCUGCAGAAGGAGUUUGGCCCUCGCACUGGUCAGACCCUCUUCAGGUUCUGCCGAGGUCUGGACGACCGGCCCGUCCGUAGUGAGAAAGAGAGGAAGUCUGUCUCGGCUGAGAUGAACUACAACAUCCGCUUCACACAGGUGGACGAGGCAGAGUCGUUCCUGACACACCUGUCCAUUGAGGUGCAGAAGCGUCUGCAGGGGGCAGGGCUUAGGGGUCGCAGGCUGACCCUAAAGGUCAUGGUCUGUAAGGCAGGGGCCCCGGUGGAGCCAUCCAACUACAGUGGUCAUGGCACCUGUGACAAUUUGGCUAGGUCAGUGACCCUGGCCCAGCUUACAGACUGUGGUCAUUUGAUAGCCAGUGAGGUCAUCAAGCUGUUCCACACAAUGAGGCUGAAGGUGCAGGAUCUGAGGGGGGUGGGCCUCCAGGUGCAGCUCCUCGAGGGGGUCCACUCCGUCCCCAAGGACCCCUCGGGCCCUAAAACAUCCAUCAGAGACAAGCUGCUGGCCCAGCGCCACCCCGCCCAACAUAACCAUACAGAUUCGCUAUCUAAUACCGCCAUUACUGACACAUGCACCAGUCAGGAAAAUAGUUCCUCUGCCAGAGUCCUGUCCCCCUUCUCCACUCCCCGCCCUACAUCGCCUGCUGAGCCAAUCCCAGGGACAAGUAAAGGAGAGCCGCCACCCUCUACACACACACCUAACCAUGUUGGUACACGCCUUAACCUCAGCAUCGAGGUCUCCCCUCCCUCACAGCCGCAGAGAGAACGCCCAGGCAAGAGGAUCAUGGCAGACCAGAGGAACCCCCUGUUGCAUCUGAAGCAUGUGGGGGUGGGUCGGAUGAAGCACUGCUACAAGAAGAGUGCCAACAAAGGCCCCUCCCCUCUAAAGAGGCCCCGCCCACCAGGAAACACCCCGGCCAAAGACCUACCACACGUGCUCAGACCCAGGGACCUACCCAAUGUCCUCAAGCUGGAGAAUGGACCUUCCACCUCCCCCCUACAGCAGGACGACCCAGAGACUCUGUCCAAGUUCACCCCUCGCCCUGAACCCACCCUGGCUGGAGCUUGUGAUUUCAUGGACAUCCGAACACUACUCAGAGAAUGGGUCACUACCAUCUCAGACCCCAUGGAGGAGGACAUUCUGCAGGUAGUCAAGUACUGCACUGAUCUGAUCAACGACAAAGACCUAGAGAAACUUGACCUGAUCAUCAAGUACAUGAAGAGGUUGAUGCAGCAGUCUGUGGAGUCUGUAUGGAGCAUGGCCUUUGACUUCAUCCUGGACAACGUGCAGGUGGUGGUACAGCAGACCUACGGCAGCACUCUGAAGAUCACAUAGGAGAGGGAAGCACUCUGAAGAUCACGUAGGAGAGGGCAGCACUCUGAAGAUCACGUAGGAGAGGGCAGCACUCUGAAGAUCACGUAGGAGAGGGCAGCACUCUGAGAUC
Salvelinus sp. IW2-2015 is the source of this 5165-nucleotide messenger RNA. The record is from RefSeq and is a predicted model, not a curated record. Lineage: Eukaryota; Metazoa; Chordata; Actinopteri; Salmoniformes; Salmonidae.